Molecule: messenger RNA, 1068 nt
Organism: Saccharomycopsis crataegensis
Lineage: Eukaryota; Fungi; Ascomycota; Saccharomycetes; Ascoideales; Saccharomycopsidaceae
Gene: URE2
Product: glutathione peroxidase
Exons: 1
Coding region: 1-1068 (355 amino acids)
Biological process (GO): regulation of nitrogen utilization
Molecular function (GO): transcription corepressor activity
Source: RefSeq, a predicted model, not a curated record
AUGGAUGAACGGCCACCAAUAUCCAACUUAUCGUAUGCCUUGAAAAGCGUUCACAUCUCUAGAAAUGGCAGCAAUAACUCAUCACAGGUUUCAAGUAACAGCAAUAACUCUAGUAGAGCUAUCCCCAUAGCUGGAGUAAAUAGCAUGGGUAACAAUAAUCCCAAUAUCACUGGCAACAACAAUAAUAAUAUCAACAAUAAUAAUCUAAAUAAUAAUAAUAGUAAUAACAAUAAUGGAAUGGUUGACCUUGAAUUUCAGAAUCGGAUUAUGGCAGAGGCUGGAAAUAGCUCGCGUAUAUCAAACUUUUUCCAAAACCAACCAAGCUCAGGCAUCACUUUAUUUUCCCAUAGGUCCGCCCCAAAUGGAUUCAAAGUUGCCAUCAUACUAUCUGAAUUGAACUUCAAAUAUCAAACUAUUUUCCUUGAUUUCAAUAGUGGUGAGCAAAGAGCUCCAGAAUUUGUCUCCAUUAAUCCUAAUGCAAGAGUUCCAGCGAUUAUUGAUCAUGAUAAUAAUGACUUAGCGAUCUGGGAAUCAGGUGCGAUUAUCUUAUAUCUUGUUGAGAAAUACAUUGACACAAACUACAAUGGAAGAAAUACUUGCACUUUAUACUCUCCCAACUUGGGCGAAAAAUCACAAAUAUUAUCAUGGUUAUUUUUCCAAACUUCCGGUCAUGCUCCGAUGAUCGGUCAAGCCUUACAUUUUAGAUAUUUCCACUCUCAGUUUGUUCCUAGUGCGGUUGAGAGAUAUACCGACGAAGUUAGAAGAGUUUACGGAGUUAUAGAAAUGGCUUUGGCCGAAAGAAGAGAAUCUUUGAUUAUGGAAUUGGAUUCAGACAAUGCCGCUGCCUAUUCCUCGGGUGUGACUCCUUUGUCUCAAUCGAAAUUUUUUGACUAUCCAGUAUGGCUUGUUGGAGAUCAUGUUACCGUUGCUGAUUUGUCCUUCGUACCCUGGAAUAAUGUCGUUGAUAGAAUCGGUAUUAACAUUAAAGAAGAAUUCCCCGAAGUUUACAAAUGGACUAAACACAUGAUGAGAAGACCAAGCGUUAUUAGGGCUUUGCGCGGAGAAUGA